Messenger RNA from Chinchilla lanigera (long-tailed chinchilla), 876 nucleotides. RefSeq names its product olfactory receptor 8D1-like. Gene Ontology annotation, molecular function: olfactory receptor activity; odorant binding. Gene Ontology annotation, cellular component: membrane. The transcript has a single exon. Bases 1 to 876 code for a protein of 291 amino acids. NCBI's taxonomy places the organism in Eukaryota, Metazoa, Chordata, Mammalia, Rodentia, Chinchillidae. The record is from RefSeq and is a predicted model, not a curated record. Gene Ontology annotation, biological process: G protein-coupled receptor signaling pathway; sensory perception of smell.
AUGAGCACCAGAAAUCGUUCUACAGUGGGCGUAUUUGUCUUAGCAGGUUUAAAUCAACAGCCAGAGCUCCAGCUACCCCUCUUCCUCCUGUUCCUGGGAAUCUAUGGGGUGACAGUGGCGGGGAACCUGAGCAUGAUCCUCCUGAUUGCUCUCAGCCCUCGACUUCACACCCACAGGUACUAUUUCUUUGCCAAUUUGUCCUUCAUUGAUCUCUGCUAUUCCUCUGUCAUUACCACCAAAAUGCUGGUGAACUUCCUUGGGAAGAAGAAUGCAAUCUUCUAUUAUGAGUGCAUGGCCCAGCUCUUUUUCUUUGCGGUCUUUGUUGUAGCUGAGGGUUAUGUCCUGACUGCCACGGCAUAUGAUUGCUACAUUGGCAUCUGCAACCCACUGCUGUAUAAUGUGAUCAUGUCACCUAAGCUCUGCUCUUUGCUAGUUCUGGCUUCCUUCCUCCUGGGUGUUUUGUUUGCUGUGGCCCAUACAAGUGCCCUGAUGAAACUGAGCUUCUGCGAAUACCACAUCAUCACUCACUACUUCUGUGACGUUCUUCCCCUCCUCAAUCUCUCCUGCUCCAACGCACACCUCAGUAAUCUUUUACUCUUUAUCAUUGCUGGAUUCAGCACACUGGUGCCCACCCUCUCUGUUGCUGUCUCCUACAUCUUCAUCUUCUGCAGCAUCCUUCGCAUCUGGUCUUCGGAGGGGUGGUCUAAGGCUUUUGGAAUGUGCAGCUGUCAUCUCAUGGCUAUGGACAUCUUCUUUGGGUCAGUCACCUACAUGUAUUUCAAACCUCCUUCAAGUAACUCUCUGGAGCAGGAGAAGGUAUCUUCCAUGUUCUACACCACAGUGAUUCCCAUGCUGAACCCUCUGAUCUCAGUCUGA